Molecule: messenger RNA, 389 nt
Organism: Astrephomene gubernaculifera
Lineage: Eukaryota; Viridiplantae; Chlorophyta; Chlorophyceae; Chlamydomonadales; Astrephomenaceae
Source: the annotation of a GenBank genome assembly
ACGGUGGUAGCUCCCCCCGCCGGCCCCGCCCCGCAGCCCCCCAUCCAGCCCGGCGCCACCCCCCCCGAGCCGGGUCGCCCGCGCUUCCUGUGCUUCAACAUGAUUGGCAGUGUGGCCAGCAGGCCGGUGGAGGACCACCACGCGGUGGAGGUGUUGUUCCACGACUCCUCCCGCUUCACCUCCCGCGUGCCCCUGCUCACGGACUACUACGGGUUCGACAAGGCCAGCCUGGGUGAGAAGGGUGUGGUGUACUCGAGCCCCCCCAGCAAGUCCGCCUCCCCUCCCUCCCCCUCUGACGGCGGUGAGGGCGGCGGCGAGGGCUCCGACGCCAUCCCCUGCAUGGUAAUGUUCCGCCCCUUCGACUCCUGGGCCCCCAACAGCGACUGGAG